GUCGGCCCUCCCUGCACUUGCUCGCCAAGCUCACUCUGGUCGAGUGAGGAACAACCUCGGAGGAGAUUGUUCGGCGAGGUUAGGGGGCAAACAGAAAGCGGCCCUCUUAAAAAUGGGGUCUGCGGAGAGUUUUUAAGAAGAGGAAGGAAUCAUGAACGGCACGGGGCAGGAAGGUCUGAUCCCGGGCUACCGCAACCGCAGCCAAACGUCGCUCCCCAAAGAGGACCCGCAGGUUCCCGAGCGGGAUUCUUCGGCGGGAUGUUAUGACCAGCUGCUGAUCUCCACUGAGGUCUUCCUGACUCUGGGCAUCAUCAGCUUGCUGGAGAACGUCCUGGUGGUUUUGGCCGUCGUCAAGAACAAGAACCUGCACUCGCCCAUGUACUUCUUCAUCUGCAGCCUGGCCGUGGCUGACAUGCUGGUGAGUGCCUCCAACGCCUCGGAAACCAUCGUCAUCGCGCUCAUCAAAGGCGGCACGCUGAACAUCCCGGUGCAGCUCAUCAAGUGCAUGGACAACGUCUUCGACUCCAUGAUCUGCAGCUCGCUGCUGGCGUCCAUCUGCAGCCUGCUGGCCAUCGCCGUCGACCGUUACAUCACCAUCUUCUACGCGCUGCGCUACCACAACAUCGUCACCCUGAGGAGAGCCACGCUGGUCAUCGGCAGCAUCUGGACCUGCUGCGUCGCGUCGGGCGUCCUCUUCAUCAUCUACUCGGAGAGCACCACCGUGCUGGUGUGCCUCAUCGGCAUGUUCUUCACCAUGCUGGUGCUCAUGGCCUCGCUGUACGUGCACAUGUUCCUGCUGGCGCGGCUGCACAUGAAGCGCAUCGCCGGACUGCCGGGCCAGGCGCCGGUCCAACAACGCGCCAACAUGAAGGGCGCCAUCACGCUCACCAUCCUGCUGGGCGUCUUCGUGGUGUGCUGGGCGCCCUUCUUCCUGCACCUCGUCCUCAUGAUCAGCUGCCCCCGCAACCCCUACUGCACCUGCUUCAUGUCUCACUUCAACAUGUACCUCAUCCUCAUCAUGUGCAACUCCGUCAUCGACCCCAUCAUCUACGCCUUCAGGAGCCAGGAGAUGAGGAAGACCUUCAGGGAGAUGAUCUUCUGCUCCAACACCCUCGUGUGCAUGUGAACGUUAAGCUUUUCGGCUUUGAUCGGGUUGACCUGCGGUUGGUUUUACGAAGGGAGCCUUCCUUCGA
Molecule: messenger RNA, 1193 nt
Organism: Phycodurus eques (leafy seadragon)
Lineage: Eukaryota; Metazoa; Chordata; Actinopteri; Syngnathiformes; Syngnathidae
Gene: mc4r
Product: melanocortin 4 receptor
Exons: 1
Coding region: 152-1126 (324 amino acids)
Biological process (GO): G protein-coupled receptor signaling pathway
Cellular component (GO): membrane
Molecular function (GO): melanocyte-stimulating hormone receptor activity
Source: RefSeq, a predicted model, not a curated record